Molecule: messenger RNA, 3949 nt
Organism: Salvia miltiorrhiza (redroot sage)
Lineage: Eukaryota; Viridiplantae; Streptophyta; Magnoliopsida; Lamiales; Lamiaceae
Product: probable glycosyltransferase STELLO1
Exons: 4
Coding region: 161-1993 (610 amino acids)
Source: RefSeq, a predicted model, not a curated record
UCCUCUUCAUGAUCACUUGCUGCCAAUUGUUGUUGCAGCUCAAGCUCCAAAACCUACAUCCUACACCAAUUCACCACUUCACUCUGCGCGUGUGUGUGUGUGAGAAAAAAAGAAAGAAUUACAGUGGUUGAAUUGAAUCCUCAUAACUGAUAUUAAUCAAAUGAUCGUCCAAGAUCACCCCUCCACUAAAUCCUCAAAACCCCAUUAUUACCCUCUCAAUCUCAAAACUUCCAACAAAAUCCCACUCUUCUCCCAUACCAAAAGUCUCGAUUUCUCCACAUGGGCUUCCGACAACUCCUUCAAAUUGUUCAUAAUCACCAUCUUCACCUUCACAGUUGCAGCAUUUUUCUUCUUCUUCCACACCUCCACUCCCCUCUUCUGCUCCCAGAAUUCCCAAAUUCCGCACAAACUCAAAAUCCCUAAACCUAAUUUCAAUUCUAUACACCCUAUUCUGGAUAAGUCCUCUCCCUACUCCUCAUUCCACUCAGAGCUGUGGAUUAUAGUCUCCGUCUCCGAUUAUCCCUCAAUUCCACUCCAAAAUCUCGUCAGAACUAAAGGCUGGCAAGUUUUAGCUGUGGGGAACUCGAAAACCCCUAAAGAUUGGAGCUUGAAGGGUGCAAUAUUCUUGUCAUUGGAUCAACAAGCGGAUUUAGGGUUUAGAGUGGUGGAUUAUUUGCCCUAUGAUUCUUACGUGAGGAAGAGUGUAGGGUAUCUUUUCGCGAUCCAGCACGGUGCAAAGAGGAUUUUUGAUGCGGACGAUCGUGGUGAAGUGAUUGGUGGCGAUCUUGGGAAGCACUUUGAUCUUGAUUUAGGGAGUGCAGUGGUGAAGCAGCAGAGGAUUUUGCAGUAUAGUGAUGGGAAUUCGAACAGGACCGUUGUGAAUCCGUAUGUGCAUUUUGGGCAGAGGUCGGUUUGGCCGAGAGGGCUGCCAUUGGAGAAUGUAGGUCAAGUUGGCCAUGAGGAGUUCUACUCUGAGGUCUCUGGAGGGAAGCAGUACAUACAGCAGGGUAUAUCUAAUGGGUUGCCGAAUGUGGAUUCGAUCUUUUAUGCAACUAGGAAGGGGGGACCGGAGGCGUUUGACAUAAGGUUCGAUGAGCAUGCUCCAAAAGUGGCCACGUCUGCAGGUAUAAUGGUGCCGUUGAAUUCUUUCAAUACAUUGUUUCAUUAUGAUGCAUUUUGGGGUUUGAUGCUUCCUGUGUCUGUGAGUACAAUGGCGUCUGAUGUGUUGAGAGGGUAUUGGGGGCAGAGGGUGUUGUGGGAGAUUGGUGGUUAUGUCGUAGUUUAUCCCCCGACUGUUCAUAGGCAAGAUAGGACUGAAUCAUUCCCUUUCGUAGAAGAGAAAGAUCUUCAUGUGAACGUAGGACGGUUGAUAAAGUUUUUGGUUGAUUGGAGAUGUGAAAAGAAAACACUGUUUGGGAAAUUAGUAAACUUGAGUUAUUCCAUGGAGAAAGAAGGGUUUUGGAAUGAGAAUGAUGUGAAAUUAACCCUGUCGUGGCUGGAAGACUUGAUUGCAAUCGGGUAUCAGCCCCCGGAGUUGAUGGAGGUGGAGAUGCAUAAGCAGAAUAUGGUCGCGAGUGUUGCUGAUAGAAAGGAAUUUGUGCCUCGGAAACUGACUUCUAUGCAUCUUGGAGUUGAGGAAUCGGGGACAGUAAAUUAUGAGAUUGGGAAUCUUAUUCGAUGGAGGAGGAAUUUGGGUGAUGUUGUGCUGAUUAUGUUUGUUAGUGGACCUGUUCAGCAAACUGCCUUGGAAUGGAGAUUGCUUUAUGGUAGAAUAUUCAAAACAGUGGUUAUUUUGUCAACACAAGCUGAUGCAGAUCUUGCAGUCGAGGAAGGGCAGUUGGAUCGAACAUACAAGUAUCUUCCCAAAAUUUUCAAUAGGUUCAACAACACACGAGGCUUCCUCUUCCUACACGACAACACAAUUUUAAACUACUGGAGCCUGUUGCAAGCCGACAUGUCUAAGUUGUGGAUUGCCAACAAGGUGCCUAGUUGAUGGUAAGGAUUCGGCAUGGUUUGCAAAACAAGCCGACAUGGUAAAAGGAGUUGUCAGUACGAUGCCAGCUCAUCUACAGGUCAACUACAAAGAAAGCAGUCCAAGUCAGCAAAGUUUGGCUCUGUGUGGUUCUGAGGUAUUCUAUAUUCCUCAGCAAUUUGUUUCAGACUUUGUCGAUUUAGUGGGCGAACUUGAUAUCCAUCACAAGAUUGUUGUGCCCAUGUUCUGAAUAAUAUGAUCUACAAGGCAAACAUUAGUUUCUACUCAGCUCAGGUACCGGCUGUAUACCCACUUAACGUAAGGUUGAUAGAGCUCAUGGCAGCAGCCGAUCCUCUUCUUAUGGAACUCUUUUAGGAUAAUAUUCAUCUCUUCAAAUUCCAUAUUUUCACUCUUCUUUGUUGGGUUACGAGUUUCAAGGAAAGCAAUUUUUUCUAAAUUCAUCGCGUGUGUAAGUGUAUUUCCUUUGAACAAUUCAUUUCACCUUAAAUGUAAAUGUAUAUCAAUAACAAUUCUUUGGUAUGCAAUGUCAUAUUAUCAUUCAUGAAAGCACAAUUGCACAAAGUAAUCUGUAAAUCUGAAAGAGCCAACUAUAGAUAGAUAUAUGGCAGAUGAGAGUUCUUGACUAUAACCAGUGGAGGUUAGGUUAUUUAUUACUACUAGGCAACACAACUUUUGCUCAGCCAUAAUAAAGCAAGACUAUCUAAUCCUCAGAUACAAGGGUGUCGAUCUUUCUCUCGAGAUGGGCCUCAUGAUCUUCGAGACGGGCCUUUACUGAGCCAUUUUCCCAUCGGAUCAGUGUAGGAACUCCCGUAAGCUUGAACCUAGGGUCGACCCUCCACGGGUGCUGAGGGUUCCUCCAUGUAGGCCUAUCUCCAACGUAGGCCUUCAACAAUGCCACAUUACCUGAAGCCGCUUCUAGCUUCUUGUAUAUCACUGGUUCAGCUCUAACACAAUCUGAAGUAGAAAACCAAUGAAAUAAUUACCCAAGAGAAGAAAAUACCUGAUAACCUCAGAAAGUAGGAAACUCCACAAGCUGAGUAGAUAGAAAUUUUGAUAAACACAAGCAUCAAUAGAUUAAAUCAAAUAUGGGGAAACAAGCUUAUGGUUGUCUGGCUAUAAUGAAACAAAUUGUGGAAUGAAGAUGUAGCAAGCACAUGCUCUGCUCAGACUACAAUGGGGAAAGGAGUCUGGAACCAGAGAACUCUGCUAACAAAAAGAGACUAGAAAACAACACUUUACACACACUCACACAUAAAUAUUGAAACAAAGCAAGCAGAAGAGGUGGUGGUAUCAUCCAAGCCUAAGCAGCAUAGAAUAUGUUUCUUCAAGUAUAGAGAUGUAAUAAUCUUUGAACAGAAAUUGCACUAUGAAAUAAAUAUGACAGCAGACGGUUGAAUUGAUAACACUCUAUGUAAUAGUAUUUUCUUCCUCUAAGUUGUGUGUGGAGAUAUGGAGUUUACUUUGCAUAAACUGUUUGAAGUUUUAAGGAAAGUGAGAACAAAAAUUUACAUUUGGCUGUAAUUAGAUCAUACGACAAAAACUUUCAUCAUGUAACACCGAAGGCCAGAUAAUCAAACAAAAUGGAGCAGUGUAGUAUGUCUAUGAUAUAAAUUCAAAGCUUCAGGCCGAAGUAGAAAACAACUAAACUUCAUAUUUACCAGACAUUCAACUCAAGAUGAACAAGAGAAUAUACAAGAGAUGUAGUUUGAUAAGACACAGAAUGCUAUAGUGAUCCCCCAAUCCUCCCUUAAAAGCAAAACUCUGCAUAUUUAUAGAAUAAUUUUAGAAAGUGAAUUGAACUCAAAAGAACCACUGCAUAAUAUCCUACUAAAUAUGAAUUUAUCCACCCAAAGAAAUCCAUUAAUUCAUGCGGCAUGUGUGAACUGACUUAGUUACUACAUUUCUGUCAAAUCAUCUUCAGUCAUCAGUAAACAAACCAAUAGUUCAAAGAAAAAA